Molecule: messenger RNA, 2235 nt
Organism: Castor canadensis (American beaver)
Lineage: Eukaryota; Metazoa; Chordata; Mammalia; Rodentia; Castoridae
Source: RefSeq, a predicted model, not a curated record
AUGGCUGGAAAGGUGUGCUUGUGCCCGCUCUGGAGCCUCAGCUGCCAUGCAGAAGACUUUGGAUCCUUCCUGAGCAGUGGGGAGCUGCUGGAAACUUGUAGGCAGCAGCAUGGUAACCUAAGCUCUGUGCUUGGGCAGCAAGCAUAUAGAAAUCUAUCCCAGCUUCCCUAUGGCAAGGCCCUCUACAGCUAUGAGGGGAAAGAACCUGGUGACCUCAAGUUCAAUAAGGGGGACAUCAUCAUCUUGCGGCGCAAGAUGGAUGACAACUGGUACCAUGGAGAGCUUCAGGGCAUACAUGGCUUCCUCCCAGCCAGCUAUAUCCAGUGUGUCCGGCCCUUGCCGCAGGCCCCACCCCAGGGCAAAGCACUUUAUGAUUUUGAGAUGAAGGACAGAGACCAAGACAAGGACUGUCUGACCUUCACCAAGGACAGAUGAAUUUUGACUGUGAUCCGAAGGGUGGAUGAUACUGGGGCAGAAGGCACAAGCUGGGAACAAGAUGGAAUUUUCCCCCUACUGUAUUGGGAGCUCAACGACUCCGCCAAGCAGCUCAUUGAGAUGGACAAGCUGUGCCCAGCUGCCACUGCUGCAUCUAGCUGUGAUGCCCCCUUGUCCUCUGAUCCCAGCACGGUUGCCAGUGCGGCUCCAGGCCUCACUCUAAGCUGCUCAGGGGCAGUCAGUGCCUUUCAGCGGCGUGUGGACAGCAAGAAGAAUGCCAAGAAGCGCCAUUCCUUCACUGCACUCAGUGUGACACACAAAUCCUCACAGGCCGCCAGCCACAGGCAUUCCAUGGAAAUUAGUGCUCCAGUGCUGAUCAGCUCCAGUGACCCCCGUGCUGCAGCCAGGAUUGGGGAGCUUGUUCAUCUGUCCUGCACUGCACCCACCCAGGACCCCUCCUCGGCUGGACCCAUCCCCAUAGCCACUCCUCGAGCUGCUGCAGUUGCUGGAGAACAGAGCACAUCUUCCAAAGUCCAGCUGCCCCUCAAUGUAUACCUGGCACUCUAUGCCUACAAACCCCAGAAGAACGAUGAGCUGGAGCUGCGCAAGGGUGAGAUGUACCGGGUGCUGGAGAAGUGCCAGGAUGGCUGGUUCAAGGGGGCAUCGCUGAGAACUGGGGUCUCUGGUGUGUUCCCUGGAAAUUACGUGACACCUGUAUCCAGGGUUCCUGGAGCAGGGUCUGGGUCACCCCGGAACAAUGUGCUUGGAGGGUCUUCGCUGGCCAAAGGGAUGACUACCACCAUGCACCCCAGCAGUGGAAGUCUGAGCAGUUCAGCCACUGCUACCAGACCAACCCUUCCACAUACCACUCCACAGGCCCAUGCCCAGCACCCAACAGCCUCCCCACCAACAGGCAACUGCCUUCGGCACACAGCUCAGACAGCAGCCAGCCAGGCUCGGGGCAGCAUCCCAACAGCUGCCCAACCCUCGACCCAGGCCCAGGACCGACCAACUGCCACCGUGUCGCCCCUGCGCACUCAAAACUCUCCAUCCCGCCUGUCUGCCACCAGCCUCAGGCCCCGCUCCAUGGUGUCCCCGCAGCACGGCCAGCAGCCCCCAGUUCAGAUGUGCCCCCGGCCAGCUGUUCCCCUCACAUCAGCAGCGUCAGCCAUCACACCUCCCAAUGUCAGUGCUGCCAACCUCAAUGGGGAGUCUAUAGGGGCGCCUGUCAGUGGCCUGGCCACACCUAGCCCCAUGAACACAGGGUGCAAGCCAGAUGAGAAGAAAAAUGAAAAGAAAGAGAAGAAGAGUGGGCUGCUGAAACUUCUAGCUGGGGCAUCCACCAAGAAGAAGUCACGCUCCCCACCGUCCAUCUCUCCAACCCACGACUCCCAGGUGGCCAUGGAUUCCUCCCUCCAGGGCGCCAUGGGCCCCGAAGUGUCUCCGCUGUCCAUCCUUGGCAGGGCAGGCUCCUGCCCCAUAGAGAGUGAGAUGCAGGGGGCUAUGGGGCUGGAGCCACUGCACAGAAAGGCAGGCUCUUUGGAUCUGAACUUCUCUUUGUCCCCUUCCCGCCAAGCACCUCUUUGCAUGGCUGCCAUCCGCCCCGAGCCCAAGCCGUUGCCUAGAGAGAGGUACCGUGUGGUGGUCUCCUACCCUCCGCAGAGUGAGGCGGAGAUCGAGCUGAAGGAAGGUGACAUUGUCUUUGUGCAUAAGAAACGUGAGGACGGCUGGUACAAGGGGACCCUGCAGCGGAAUGGCCGCACGGGACUCUUCCCAGGCAGCUUCGUGGAGAGCUUCUGA